Sphaerulina musiva SO2202 is the source of this 1934-nucleotide messenger RNA. RefSeq lists its product as uncharacterized. The transcript has 3 exons. Lineage: Eukaryota; Fungi; Ascomycota; Dothideomycetes; Mycosphaerellales; Mycosphaerellaceae. Gene Ontology annotation, biological process: protein refolding; response to heat. Gene Ontology annotation, molecular function: ATP binding; Hsp70 protein binding. Gene Ontology annotation, cellular component: cytoplasm; cytosol; nucleus. The record is from RefSeq and is a predicted model, not a curated record. Bases 253 to 1533 code for a protein of 426 amino acids.
CUACUGUUGCUGCUACUGCCACAUUUCUUGCAUAAAAUCACCAACUGACGGGCACAAUAUCAACAAGCCUUAUAACUGCUACUCACACUACCUUACUCAUCCUCCCAUCCAGACGUGUCUCUGCUGUAAAAACCAGCCACUCCUGCUUCGCUUCGACUUCCACUCGCCAAAGUCCUACCCGCAUCGCAUCCCGAUUGUCGACCAACAACAUCACCACAACAACCCUAAUCGUACCCCGCGCUUCGCCUCACCAUGGUGCGAGAAACCAAAUACUACGAUGCCCUGGGCGUCUCCCCCGAUGCCGACGAUGCAAAACUCAAGACGGCAUACCGAAAAGGCGCUCUGAAGCACCACCCCGACAAGAACGCCCACGACCCUGGAGCUGCCGAAAAGUUCAAAGAGAUUUCACAUGCAUACGAGAUUCUGUCAGAUCCGCAAAAGCGCCAGAUUUACGAUCAGUAUGGUGAGGAGGGGCUGGAACAAGGCGGUGGAGGAGGCCCGGGCGGCAUGGGCGCCGAGGAUCUCUUUGCACAGUUCUUCGGAGGCGGCGGAGGUGGUGGUUUCGGUGGCAUGUUUGGUGGUGGCAUGAGAGAACAAGGUCCCAAGAAGGCGCGGACGAUCCACCAUGUACACAAGGUCUCGCUCGAGGAUGUCUACAAAGGCAAGGUCUCCAAGCUCGCUUUGCAAAAGUCCGUCAUUUGCUCCAAGUGCGAUGGGCGUGGUGGUAAGGAGGGCGCAGUCAAGACCUGUACCGGCUGCAAUGGUGUCGGUAUGAAGACGAUGAUGCGCCAGAUGGGUCCGAUGAUUCAGCGUUUCCAGACCGUCUGCCCCGACUGCAAUGGUGAGGGAGAGUCGAUCCGAGAGAAGGACAAGUGCAAGCAGUGCAACGGCAAGAAGACGGUCAUCGAGCGCAAGGUGCUGCAUGUGCAUGUCGACCGUGGUGUACAAAACGGCACCAAGAUCGACUUCCGGGGCGAAGGCGACCAGAUGCCUGGUGUGCAGCCUGGAGAUGUACAGUUCGAGAUUGAGUGCAAGCCGCACCCACGUUUCCAGCGCAAGGGCGACGACCUCUUCUACCACGCCGAGAUUGAUCUUCUGACUGCUCUCGCGGGUGGUGCCAUCUACAUUGAGCACCUUGACGAUCGGUGGUUGACGGUGGAGAUUCUGCCCGGAGAGGUGGUUUCACCAGGCGAGGUCAAGGUCAUCCGCGGGCAAGGAAUGCCAUCAUACAGACACCACGACCACGGCAAUCUCUACGUCCAAUUCGACGUAAAAUUCCCCGAGCGCCUCAGCGGCCCACCCGACGCAGACGGCUACCCGACAUCGCUCGCGCCCGAGCAGAUCAAGGCUCUCGAGAGUGUCCUUCCUCCACGCCAGCCACAGAAUAUCCCACCUGCCGAUGCCAUGACCGAAGACUAUGCACUCGAAAAGGUCGACCCGUCACAAGAGGGCGAGCGCCUGGCAAGAGGUGCCACUGAUGAAGAUGACGACGAGAUGGGCGGUGGUGAAAGAGUGCAGUGUGCCUCGCAGUAAACGAUACCCAUGAUGUGCGGAGGCAGGCAGGCAUAGACAGAGACAGACACGAGAUUUAUGAUGCACGACAUGCCGGGGCAUGGGAUAGAGAUUGAACGAGUUGCCGCUACCUCUACACAAACGAGCUGCAGUCUCGACCAUUUCGGCAGCGGUAUGUUUUUCAUCCUAAUUCCAUCGAUCGAGCAGACUCGGCAUGCUCCCAUAGUAUAGAGAUUUUUUACCUUUUUUUUGGCCAAGUCUAUGCUUUGCUGGUAUCUUUUGGUUUUUGGUGGUUGCGAUCAACAUAUACAUAUUACGUGUGUGUGUGUGGCAUAUGUAUUGUAUCAUACCUAGGUAGGUAGGUAGGUAGGUAGGUAUCUAGGUAAUUCUAGAUAUCUAUUGGAUGUCUUGAAGGAAUUGAC